Messenger RNA from Salvia miltiorrhiza (redroot sage), 1193 nucleotides. RefSeq lists its product as uncharacterized. Bases 357 to 1073 code for a protein of 238 amino acids. NCBI's taxonomy places the organism in Eukaryota, Viridiplantae, Streptophyta, Magnoliopsida, Lamiales, Lamiaceae. Gene Ontology annotation, molecular function: metal ion binding. The transcript is spliced from 4 exons. Gene Ontology annotation, biological process: tRNA wobble uridine modification; protein histidyl modification to diphthamide. The record is from RefSeq and is a predicted model, not a curated record. Gene Ontology annotation, cellular component: cytosol; nucleus.
UGGAAAAGUGUAUUAUUUUCAGGUAUAUCAGUUGUACUAAUUCUCUGCAAAAAUAAUUCUUAAAAAAAAAAAUCUCUGCGAAAUACGAAAUUAGAUUAUGAAACAUUUAAAAAUCAAGGAAGAAUUCGACAUAAUAUGAAUAUUAAGAUAUUCAACCGUUAAUCCACCCAUUUUCCCAUCUCUCUCUAAUCCUCGAAAACCCUCCCCUUUUUCCGUUGAUUUUCUUCCUUUCCCGUGAUUCGUCCACCUGCAAUUUCAAGUUUUUUUUUUCCCCUUUAUUUUUUUGGAGGUUGAAGAAGAAGCCGUUCUUUUAAGGAAAACAGAGGAAAAGCGAACAAUACCAUAUCUGAUUUCAGAUGAAUCCGGCGACGAUGGCGGCGCGGAUGAUGAUUCCGGCGAUGAUGCUGAUGACGGUGAUUCCGGCGGCCUUCGCCGGAGACACGAAUCCCGUAUUCAGCCCCUGCACGGAUACAAAAGUCCAGAAACACGACGGCUUUACCUUCGGACUCGCGUUUUCUUCAAGGAACAAUUUCUUCUCCAACAACAUCCAGCUUUCACCCUGCGAUUCUCGCCUCUCCCUCGCCACCAACGGCGCCGAGCUCGCCGUUUUCAGGCCGAAGGUCGAUGAGAUAACUCUGCUUACCAUCAACAGCACCACCUUCGAUCCGAGCAAAUUAGGAGGUUAUAUGGUGGCUUUUGCUGGACGAAAGUAUGCAGCUCGAUCCCUCCCUAUAUUCGUCGCUGACGCUAAUUACAUCGUCACCAGCUUCACCAUGGUUCUUGAGUUCCAGAAGGGCACCUUGCAGAACUUGUACUGGAAGAAGUUCGGGUGCGGGUCGUGCACGGGGAGCUCCUUCAUGUGCCUCAACAACACCGACUGCGCCAUCAAGACCUCCAACUGCAAAAGCAGCGGAGGCUCUACCGCCUGUAACAUAGGGAUACAGUUGGCAUUCUCCGGCACUGAUAAGAACGACAACGUGCUCAACUCGUGGUACGAGGUGGCAAAUCUCCGGCAGUACUCGCUCUACGGCCUCUACUCCGAUCUAAGUUCCUCAUUCAGUGGCCUCUUCUGAGAUUAUUGUAUUCUAUGAGGAAUGUAUUUACUGCAGGGAAAAGGAUGUACCGAUUGCUCUGUGCUCUGCACACACAUACAUAAUUUUCUACGUCUUAAUUCAAUUCAAUAUUCAUCUUAA